GCAACCCGUCGUCGCUGCCAGAAUGAAGAACGACUCGUCCCUGGCGACGACGAUCAUCAAGUACCACAUCGUGAAAGGCAGCUCCUUUUUCAUUGCCGAUCUUAUGGUGGACGAGAAGAUGCUACCGUCAAUGGAAGAACGCAGCAUCAGAGUGAACCACUUCCUAAACAACGGGCACACGACAGUGGGUGGGGCACGUUUGUACAUCUUUGAUAUCAAAGCGACGAACGGCGUCGUGCACCAGACGAUUGACUUCAUGAUACCCCCGAUCGGCAGCGUCGUCGACGUCAUCAACAACGACCCCGAACUCACUACGUUGAAGAAGGUUGUACAGAGCAGCUCUGGGCUGACCAAAUUCCUACAAGGAAUUGAACUUUAA
Molecule: messenger RNA, 379 nt
Organism: Gigantopelta aegis
Lineage: Eukaryota; Metazoa; Mollusca; Gastropoda; Neomphalida; Peltospiridae
Exons: 3
Coding region: 23-379 (118 amino acids)
Source: RefSeq, a predicted model, not a curated record